AUGUCUCACGCCGACCCAACCCCGGAAGCCCCAAGCGCAGCAAGCGCAGCAAGCCCGGAUUUCGUUCCCCCGCCGGCGGCCUUCCUUGCCGAACUCCAAUCGGUCACCUCCCAGGAAACACUCAUGCUCAAGCUCCAGUCGGACAAACUCGAUUGCCUCCGGACCGUCUCGAGCUAUGUGGACCGACUCUUGCAUGAUUUCGAAGGAUCGGCGGGGAAUGUGUGGGCCAUGUACUCGAGACGGCUGGCCGACUGCGAGCGUUCUAUCAGGCAGGAGUCUGCGCAGUAUGAUACGAUGACGAAGCUUGUCGCGGAUUCGCGGCGGCUGAGGGCGGAGAUGCUGCGGAGCCAGAGCGAACAGCGGCAGCGCGCGGAGCAGACAGUGAUGCUGAAGGAGAUGGAUCAGCUGCGUGAUGAUGUGCGGAGGGGGGCUCUGGCCGAGGUGGAAGCCCUCCGGAGGCAGCUGAGUGAGGAGAAGAGGCUCCAUGAGGAGGUGCGACUAGCAAGAGAUCAGCAGAGCUCUGAGCGGACUGAUAGGGAGAAGGAACUUGGCAAAGUGACAUUGGAGGUUGAGCGGCUCCGGGAAGACCUCACUGAGGAGAAGAAGCUGCACGAGGAGACACGAUUGAUGAGAGACCGGCACAUUUCUGAGCGGGAUGAGAAGGAGAAGGAACUCCGCAAGGUGACUUGGGAGGUCUUGAAACUCCAGGCGCAGCUGAGUGAGGAGAAGAGGCUCCAUGAGGAGGUGCGACUAGCAAGAGACCAGCAGAGCUCUGAGCGGAAUGAUAGGGAGAAGGAACUUGGCGAAAGGACUUUGGAGGUUGAGCGGCUCCGGGAACACCUGACUGAGGAGAAGAAGCUGCACGAGGAGACACGAUUGAGGAGGGACUGGUUUUCUGAGCAGAAUAAUAAACAGAAGGAAGUCUGUGAGGAGUUGCACAAGGAGAAUAAAGCGUUACUUGAGGAAAUAUCCCAGGGGAGGGAGGUGCGCGAAGAGACGAAGAGCGAGAUCGAGAAGCUCCGUGCGGAGCUUCUGGAGGAGAGAGAACAUGUUCGUGAAGAGAUAAAGGUCGAAAUGAAGCUACAACAGGCAGAGCAGGAACGAUCGAGACGGGCGCUACUGGAGCAGCAGGCGAAGCAAAGCCGAAGAGCCGAGCAGACAACCGCGCGAGAUUGA
Molecule: messenger RNA, 1176 nt
Organism: Morchella sextelata
Lineage: Eukaryota; Fungi; Ascomycota; Pezizomycetes; Pezizales; Morchellaceae
Exons: 2
Coding region: 1-1176 (391 amino acids)
Source: RefSeq, a predicted model, not a curated record